CAACUCCACAGCACGCUCGCUUCCUCUGACGUUAGCUGAAAACUCAACAACAGAAUGCUCCGGUUAGUUAGCUAAUAACCGUCUUCUACCGUUACCGGCUAGUUUAAUCAGUGGAUACUCACCUUGCACUUUACAAGGACCCUUGGGACUGUUGUCCUAACGUUGUGUCGUAGUUGACAACUAGCUUGGUUUCAUGGAUAAAUGCCGGCGCAAAGUGGACAACAUAAGCUAGUCUUUUGCUGUGGCUAAAUUAGUUAGCUAGCUAACUAGCGCAUAUGCUAGCAUUAGCGUGACUAACGUUACGUCCACAGGAGAACAUUCUGACUUGGAGGAAGGAAGGGAGGAAAUUGAUAAGUAGGAACACUGUGCACCGUUGCUUAUGCAAAGCUAGCACUUUUUUCGACUCUCGUCUUCAAGCACCCUGACGCAUUUGGAAAAGGUGACUAUUUGUCCAUCCUGUGCGACAUAUAACACUUUUUGGUCAAUAAUAUAGCUGUUAGUGGGCAUAGCUAGCUGUCAACAACAACAGUCCUUCUGGCUAGCUGUAUAGCGGACGAGAGCUAGCACGCUGGCCACGAACUUUAAAAGUCAGAUGCAGUUCUAUAACUGAUUUAGUUCAACUAGCAAACCGGUGUUUCAACUUUUAAUUGGCGGACUCUUUCACUCAGAUCCGCUCUAGCGGUUCUAGUGAACAGAAGAAACUGAUGGCAACGGAAGUUAUUGAGAGUGAAGCGGUGCUGAAGGGUGUAGGUGAUAUGAAUUUAAACAAAAGCAGCCCAGAUUUUGUCACUCCCAGGAAGACUCUUGAAGAGCUGGGAAACAGACAGGCGUCUAGUCCUUCAUCUUCUGGAGUGUCUGGAGAAUGUGAUGAGGAGGAACUAGACGAAUUAGAAAAUAGCACAACGUCUACAGUGGAAAAUGGCGAAGAGGCACUUCAAGAGAGUCUAACCAAAACAAGAGGUACGCCACAGGAAAGGACAACUCCAGACAAUGAGCAGGAACAGCCAGGAGCGAGAAGCUCUACCCCGGUGAGCCUCCCCCAGCCCCGCUGUCCCCCUGGACCCAUUGGAAGCUUGGAGCGCCAAGAGUCAGUUGCCACAACAGAAGCUCGUCUAAGGAUGGAAGGAGUUGAACUCAAAGAGGAGUGGCAGGAUGAGGACUUUCCACGGCCCCUACCGGAGGAAGAGGAGCUGGAAGAUGAGCUUUUUGCAGGAACCUCUGAAGAGAUACACCCUGGCUAUGGAAUGGACCAUGGCAAGAAGGCAAAGAGGAAGCUCACCGCUCCGGACAUCAGUCUCACUCUGGACCGCAGCGAAGGCUCCCUCCUCUCCGAUGAGCUGGAUGAGAGCACAGAGCUGGACCUCGAUGACAUAGACACACCGUCAGACAACAGCAAUGAGUUUGAAUGGGAAGAUGACCUCCCCAAGCCGAAAACCACAGAAGUCCUACAGAAGGGCGUGGAGUCCGUCCAGGAGUACUCCGCCUCGGAGGAGAGGGAGGAGGGUCGGCGCUGGAGGGUGUUUCGCAUUGGAGACCAGGAGCACAGAGUGGACAUGAAGGCCAUCGAACCUUACAAGAGGGUUAUCAGCCAUGGAGGUUACUAUGGAGACGGUUUGAAUGCCAUAAUUGUGUUCGCUGUGUGCUAUAUGCCUGAAAGCAGUCAACCAAAUUACAGAUACAUCAUGGACAAUUUAUUCAAGUAUGUCAUCGGCACACUUGAACUUUUGGUUGCUGAGAACUAUAUGAUUGUGUAUUUGAACGGGGCCACCUCAAGGAAAAAGAUGCCAACUGUCGGUUGGCUCAGGAAGUGCUAUCAGCAGAUUGACAGGAGGUUAAGGAAGAACUUGAAGUCUUUGAUAAUCGUUCAUCCCUCCUGGUUUAUUCGCACGCUGCUGGCACUCACAAAACCUUUCAUAAGCACCAAAUUUAGUCAGAAACUCCAGUAUGUGUUCAGCUUGACAGACCUUGCAGAACUGGUUCCAAUGGAGUAUGUGUCCAUACCAGAUUGUAUCAAAGAGUUUGACGAAGAAAAAAAUAGGAAAAGCCGUAAAAGAAUCGACCAGGACUCGCACGGCAAAGUGGAGAUCGCAGCGGCUGCUGUUCCAGAGUGACCCUGCUGGCCCUCACGAUGUGGAGGAGGAAAACGAUGGAGAAUGUUUCAAACAGCCACUCAUAUGUUUAUGUUCUGGGCAACGUGACUGAAAACUUGUUUGCAUCAUGAAGUGCCUUUUUGAAACUGUGCUGCCUGUUACAUCGUGGGACUUUUCACAGUUUGAUCUUCAGCGUUCUUCCACUUGCUGUCUGAAAUGUUUUUAAUUUUAUUUUUAUUUACCGCCAAUAUAUCAUGUCCAACUUAGCUUAUUGGUGUCCCCUAGUUACUGGUGUAUCUACACGUUAUGUAAGGCACUCUGUUACAAAUGAUUGAUGCAUGUUCUGCUUUAUUACAUUUAAAUAUAUAUUUAUAUUCAAAAGGUGACAAAGGAGAGAAAUUAAUAUAUUUUUAUGGUUGCUCUGAUUUUAAACUGCAUUUUAGGUCUCUGACCCGUUGAGUGGCAUUUCAUUGAACACGUGUUGACAGCCCCUUUUUCACUUUUCACUGCUGACGUUCUCUAUCAAAAUCCUGCCUGGGGGAAAAUAAAGUUUUAUUUUUUGCCCUUCACUCAGAAUGUGCCCUUUGAGUUGUGUAGGGAGAACAUUUGUGAAAGCAAUAAUCUGAAGCAAAGAUGUAGGUCUUAAUGUAACAUUUCCUCCAAGUAAAGUCAUGGAUGUCA
Molecule: messenger RNA, 2771 nt
Organism: Trematomus bernacchii (emerald rockcod)
Lineage: Eukaryota; Metazoa; Chordata; Actinopteri; Perciformes; Nototheniidae
Gene: bnip2
Product: BCL2 interacting protein 2
Exons: 11
Coding region: 705-2111 (468 amino acids)
Biological process (GO): apoptotic process
Cellular component (GO): cytoplasm
Source: RefSeq, a predicted model, not a curated record